Orbilia oligospora ATCC 24927 is the source of this 1656-nucleotide messenger RNA. RefSeq lists its product as uncharacterized. Lineage: Eukaryota; Fungi; Ascomycota; Orbiliomycetes; Orbiliales; Orbiliaceae. Gene Ontology annotation, cellular component: cytoplasm; cytoophidium. Gene Ontology annotation, molecular function: identical protein binding; CTP synthase activity. The coding region runs from base 1 to 1656 and encodes 551 amino acids. The record is from RefSeq and is a predicted model, not a curated record. The transcript is spliced from 6 exons. Gene Ontology annotation, biological process: pyrimidine nucleobase biosynthetic process; CTP biosynthetic process.
AUGGCUCCCACCGAGCACGGUGAAUGUUUCGUUUUGGAUGACGGUGGUGAAGUCGAUCUUGAUCUUGGAAAUUACGAGAGAUACUUGAACGUCACUUUGACCAAAGAACAUAAUAUUACCACUGGAAAGAUCUAUCUUCAUGUCAUUGACAGAGAGAGAAAAGGAAAAUAUCUCGGAAGAACAGUCCAAGUCGUCCCACAUAUCACCGAUGCUAUUCAAGACUGGAUCGAGCGAGUCGCCAGGAUACCAGUCGACGAGUCUGGUGAAGAACCGGAGGUUUGCAUCAUUGAAUUAGGAGGUACCGUCGGUGAUAUCGAAUCGGCUCCGUUUAUCGAAGCCAUGCGCCAGCUCAGACGUCGUGCCGGAAAGGGAAAUUUCAUGCAGAUUCACGUCAGCUUGAUUCCCGUUAUCGGUGGUGAACAAAAGACCAAGCCUACUCAGGCUGCUAUUCGUGAGGCCAGAAGCUCAGGUUUAGCACCGGAUUUGAUCGCUUGUCGUUGCUCGGAAGCUCUAUCUCCUUCUACUAUCAACAAAAUCGCAAUGUUCUGCCAGGUCGAGCCCGAAGAUGUCGUCCAGGUCGUCGAUGUCAGCCUAACUUAUAAAGUCCCAUUGCUCCUUGAACAACAAAAACUCGUCCAACUCCUCCAGACCACACUCCACCUUGACCAAAUUUCGAUCCCAUCACAGCUCACCAUUAGAGGCCAGAGCACUUGGUCAAGAUGGAAGACGCUUGUUCACGCUGCCACCACGCUGCACGACGAAGUCAAGGUUACACUCGUUGGCAAAUAUACCUCGCUUCACGACAGUUACCUCAGUGUUACAAAGAGUUUGGAGCACUCUGCUAUGCACUGCGGCAAGAGACUAGUGUUGGAAUGGGUGGAUUCGUCGGAUUUGGAACAGGAGAUGGCAAAGACCAAUCCCGCUAAAUACCAUAGAGCAUGGCAUAUGGUCUGCACCGCCAACGGUAUCAUCGUCCCCGGUGGAUUCGGAACCCGAGGCACAGAAGGUAUGAUAGCAGCUGCCCAUUGGGCUAGGACACAGAAGGUGCCAUACCUCGGAAUCUGUCUCGGUAUGCAAAUCGCCGUCAUUGAAUUUGCAAGAAACGUUUGCGGCCUAAAAGAAGCAACAUCGGAGGAAUUUGGCGAAGAACCUGACAAGCUGACGACACCUAUCAUUGUUUUCAUGCCUGAAAUUGAUAAGGAGACUAUGGGAGGAAACAUGCGCCUUGGUAUCCGUCCAACCGUCUUCCAACCAGAGACGGAGUGGUCGAAACUGAGAGAGUUAUACGGUCAACCCGAUCAGAUUCAUGAACGACACCGUCAUAGAUACGAGGUCAACAACAAAUAUGUUGAAAAGCUUGAGGCUGCGGGUCUUCCCUUCGUUGGCAAAGAUACUGCUGGUGAACGAAUGGAAAUUAUCGAAUUGAAAGAUCACCCGUGGUUUGUCGGCGUGCAAUAUCAUCCCGAGUAUUUGUCCAGGGUGUUGAAGCCGAGCAAGCCUUAUUUGGGCUUCAUCGCGGCGGCUUGUGGGUCUUUGGAUAAGCUCCUUGAAGCGAACCGCAAAGGCGUUUCUUUGCAGAACCAUUUCACCAAUCGUAUCGCUUCUGAGUUCGAAGAUAAACUUAAGCUAACGAAUGGGGAGACUAUCACCGCAUAG